This is a messenger RNA of Lepisosteus oculatus (spotted gar), 2055 nucleotides long. It is a transcript of the gene cldn10a, whose product is annotated as claudin 10a. The record is from RefSeq and is a predicted model, not a curated record. NCBI's taxonomy places the organism in Eukaryota, Metazoa, Chordata, Actinopteri, Semionotiformes, Lepisosteidae. Gene Ontology annotation, molecular function: structural molecule activity. Gene Ontology annotation, cellular component: plasma membrane; bicellular tight junction. Gene Ontology annotation, biological process: cell adhesion; bicellular tight junction assembly.
UAUUGGUCAGCAUCUGGUGAUGCUGAUGGACAAACCCCUCCCAGCUGAAUGCAAACCAGUCUAGGACAUAUUAACCUCAGAAAGUUGUAGAGGGAAAGCAAUAACACCUCACAGUUUCAGCUUCCCCAGUUUGGUUUCUACCUGAUAUCUUCAAAAAAAGGAGAGAGGAGUCCAUUUGCUGUCACCAGAAGAACACAGAAGAUCCACCUACUGGCAAAAAAACAAAACACUGACUUCCAUAGUCUGAAGAAUUCAUCUAUAAAGGACUCAAAUUCUGAGAGUUUGAUUUUUUUCUUGUUUUAAAAAUGAGUCACAUGGGCACAGAGAUCCUUGCGUUCAUCCUCACAGUUUCGGGAUGGAUUCUUAUUUCUUCCACAUUGCCUACUGACUACUGGAAAGUGUCUUCAAUUGAUGGCACAGUCAUCACCACAGCCACAUUCUGGUCCAACCUCUGGAAGACUUGUGUCACCGAUUCCACUGGAGUCUCCAACUGCAAGGAUUUCCCCUCUAUGCUGGCACUGGAUGGUUACAUCCAGGUCUGCAGAGGUCUCAUGAUUGCAUCGGUCUGCCUGGGGUUUUUCGGAGCCAUUCUUGCCUUGGUUGGCAUGAAGUGUACCAAGAUUGGAGGCUCAGAUAAGACCAAAGCGAGAAUCGCUUGCUUGGCAGGCCUGAAUUUCAUUAUUGGUGGCCUUUCAUCUUUAACUGCCUGUUCUCUGUAUGCGCACAGAAUCACAUCAGAGUUUUUUGACCCAGCAUUUAUUGCACAAAAAUAUGAAUUAGGAGCAGCGUUGUUCAUUGGCUGGGCAGGUUCUGUAUUGUCCAUUCUGGGAGGAGUAGUUUUCUGUUUCUCCUUGGCAGAAGAAGGAACACAUGCAAGGACAGGGUACACUUACAGUGGAGCAUCUUUCAUCUCCUCUCGUACUAAAGCUCAGAACAGAGCUGGAGAUCUCAAGUCCUCAAGAGAAAAUGGCUUUUCUGCAAAACAGUUUGGAAAAAACGCCUAUGUCUAACCAUCAGUACAGGAGAGGCUACAUCAAGGUUCCCAAAUCUUUCCUCCCAGUCUCCAGCCCAGACACACACCUUUUUCAAAUCUCAUGUACAGACCUGGACCUUAACUGCGUAAACCACAUUGUUUGUGAAAUCACUGUUUUGAUUUUACAGCACAUAAUAGCUUCUGCACUGAAUAAGUGGCAUUUACAGAGAACUAAUAAAGGGAAAUCCUAUUUAAGUAAUGUGAAACACCAAUCAAAUUUUCUUUUGCAAUGAUCAUUUCCUAUUAACUUUUACUCCAAACUUUGUCAGGUCUUAUGAAACUCAGGGUAGUUCAGUAUUACAUCAUCACAUUUUCUUGGAUUUUUAGCAUGACAAGCUUGCUUCACAGUAUGUAAAAUAUUGAAAACAUUUUUCGUAAUGUUUAAGCACUACUUUAAUAUAUUUAUCUCAAUUAACACUACUUUUCUUGUAUUUUGUUUCAUUCCAGCUACACUUCCCUUACAUCUGCAUUCAUUACUCGUCGUGUUUCUCUUCUCUUUCGUACUCUGCUGUUUUAAAAAUAUAUAAAAAAAUCUUUCUUGGAUAAAGGUGAGAAAUAAACAUGGGGUUAAGCAACACCUUAAGAUACAGUACAAGACAGUUGCUUCAGCAAAUAUUUUGGUAUUUGGAAAUAUAGACCUUAUACAAGUAUAAAUCAAGAAUUCUGUCCCUUUCUCUUCCUGAAAUAUUGCAGCUUAAUUAGUUUUUGUAUUCAUGGUACCACUGUAAAGGAAACAUCUACUGCUUUACAAAAACUACAUUGCAACAUGUCUUCUUCCAUACACAAAAUAAAGAACAAGAUAAAACAUAUAUGCCUUAAUGAGUUUUCCUUACACAUCGUGAUACACCUCUGAGAAAAGUUGUCCUUCACUGCAUGUUCUCUUCAUAAACAUUGCUAUUAAUACUAGACAGUAUGUUACUUAAUUGUUUUAGAUGUUCUUUACUCAGUAUGUGUGAAGUUAAUCAAUCUUUAAAAAUGAGAAAAGAAAGUGAAACAAAUAAAUAUUUGUACUUUUGUGCUUA